Alnus glutinosa is the source of this 1201-nucleotide messenger RNA. RefSeq names its product transcription initiation factor IIF subunit beta. The coding region runs from base 157 to 945 and encodes 262 amino acids. NCBI's taxonomy places the organism in Eukaryota, Viridiplantae, Streptophyta, Magnoliopsida, Fagales, Betulaceae. Gene Ontology annotation, biological process: transcription initiation at RNA polymerase II promoter; transcription by RNA polymerase II. The record is from RefSeq and is a predicted model, not a curated record. Gene Ontology annotation, cellular component: transcription factor TFIIF complex. The transcript is spliced from 6 exons.
GGGCUUCCACUUAUUGACCCCGGUUCAUCCGGACCGGUCUGGUCCAGCCCUAAAUGUUCCCGACCCCCACCACCUUCUUGAUUGGUAAGAAAACAAAGAGGGUAAAGAAAAAAAGCGCCACAGUGAUCCCCGUAGAAGCGAGACAGUCGGAGAAAGAUGGAGGAAGAGCAUGGCAACAGCAAUGUUAGUAGUAUUAGUAACUUGGAGACGGCGAAGGCGGAGAGAUCGGUGUGGCUGAUGAAGUGCCCGGUGGCGGUGGCCAAGUCCUGGCAGAGCCAUCCCCACUCCGACCCCCACCCCGUCGCCAAGGUCGUCCUCUCCCUCGAUCCUCUUCACCCCGACGACUCCUCUUCCCUCCAGUUCACGAUGGAGAUGACUGGCACUGAUGCGGGGAAGAUUCCAAAAAGUUAUUCUUUGAAUAUGUUCAAAGAUUUUGUUCCUAUGUGUGUCCUUUCUGAGGCAAAUCAAGGGAAGGUUGCAAUAGAAGGAAAGGUAGAGCAUAAGUUUGACAUGAAGCCCCAUGGUGAAAACCUUGAAGAGUACGGCAGAUUGUGCCGUGAAAGGACAAACAAGUCCAUGAUAAAGAAUAGACAAAUACAGGUGAUUGACAAUGACCGUGGCGUACAUAUGAGGCCCAUGCCUGGAAUGAUCGGCUUGAUUUCAUCCACUUCCAAGGAUAAGAAGAAAACGGCACCAGUUAAGCAAUCAGACAUGAAAAGAACUAGAAGGGAUCGUGGGGAACUGGAGGAUAUAAUGUUCAAACUAUUUGAAAGACAACCAAAUUGGGCCUUAAAGCAGCUUGUUCAAGAGACUGAUCAACCUGCGCAAUUCUUGAAGGAGAUACUGAACGAGCUGUGUGUGUACAAUAAAAGAGGAACCAACCAAGGAACUUACGAGCUUAAGCCAGAAUACAAGAAAUCUGUUGAAGAUACAAGUGCUGAAUAAAAAAAGUACCUUCUCUUACUGUUAAUGAACUCUUUUUUAUUUAUCUUUCUCCAAGUGAAGCAGGAAAGAAACAAAUUCACAAGUUAAGAUAAGUUUAGGUCAUGGAGGGAGGACAUCAAAACACCAGCAAGAAGAUAUUAAUCCAAGAAACCUGCUUUAGAUAUACCUCGUUCUCUUAAAUUCACAAAUGCAGUUUGUAUACAAUCUUAGUUUUAAUUCAAGGGGCACAGUUAUAUAAAAUAUAUUCUUCCACAAA